AUGAUGGAUAGCUUUGAUGAAGAAGAAUACGGUACUGGUGAGUUAGUUGUUACUGAUGACCUCCAAUUUGCAUUUGAAUCUAUUAUUGAGGCAUUUUCUAAGUAUUUAUCACUUUACAUACAUGUAUUAAAUAGAUUUAUUAAUCAUUUACGUCGUGUUGGAUCAUUAAAGUACGAAAGAACUAACUUGAUAAAAUUUGUGAAAAAGUUGAGACACUUCAAUGACACUUUACAAAUGAUUCAAAAUAAUAUAUAUGAAGAUGCCCAUGUAAGUGAUCCAUUAGAAAAAAGUGUAGUUUAUAUGGCCUCUAAUUUUGUGAAACUUUUGGAAGUUAUAGAUCUUUUGAAUUUCAUUUUUACAAGUUCAUUACAAAAAGAAAUUAUUUCAAAGACAUUAAAUUUUGAUUUAACUCUUUGUGAGGAAUGUAUUUCUAGUAUUGAAGAUACAUACAAAGUUUUUGUUAAAUAUACACAAUGGAUGGUAGAAUCUAUCGGUGUAGAAAACCCAUCAAUACAACUGGAAGUGGUUAGUACAGCAUUAAAAUAUGCAGCUGAAGAUCAAGAAAAUGAGAAUUAUGAUGGAGAAACUGAUAAUAUUUUUGUACAAGAAAUUAUGGAGGUGGAGGAUUCCAUUGAAUAUUUAAAAUUAACUCAUGACUGGGACACGAUUCUCCGUAGUCAUAUAAAACGAUUAGAGACCGAGUUUGACGAUGCCGCAAAUAAAUGGCAAGAAAAGUUUGGCAAAAAAAAAUAG
Arxiozyma heterogenica is the source of this 753-nucleotide messenger RNA. It is a transcript of the gene SHE2, whose product is annotated as She2p. The record is from RefSeq and is a predicted model, not a curated record. Bases 1 to 753 code for a protein of 250 amino acids. Gene Ontology annotation, molecular function: RNA binding. The transcript has a single exon. NCBI's taxonomy places the organism in Eukaryota, Fungi, Ascomycota, Saccharomycetes, Saccharomycetales, Saccharomycetaceae.